CGUUGCUGUCCCACUCACCAGUGUCACCUUUGUCGCCCUCCGCUGGCCUUAAAAUUGGACUGAAAUAACAAGCCGCGAGAAUCCCGUCCAUUCGAAUCCAACCUGUGUCUGCCUGUGCGGUCGCGUUGUGGUUGAUCGUUUCAUAUGUCGCUGCGCUCACCGUCAGUGUCAUGCUAUGGCCUUUUGGCAUGACCGCCAUGCGACCGCCCCUUCACCUUCGGCCCUCCAUCUCACCCUCCUCUGCCUGCUGAUCGUCUUCCUUCGUCUGACUUCCGCCCUCCAAUACGUCGCAGGGUCGCCUUGCGAAUCAGUCUGCGCCGACGCAGGUACCCUCAACGAAGAUGUGGUCUGCCUCGAUGCAGAUUACCAAGCCCUACCGCAAGGUCGAGCAUACCAGAAAUGCGUGGCAUGUCAAUUGAAUAGCACAGCCGUGGACACGAGUAAGAAUGAGACCGAUGUGGGAUGGGGAUUAUUGGCCUUCCGCUACGCCCUCGCAGGGUGCAUGUUUGCCUGGCCAGAGGCGCAUAUCUCCAUCAGCAGUCCUUGUCAAGUCAGCUGCGCUGCGCUCAACGCGUCCAUCGACUAUCAAAUCACGAAUGAUACGUCUACUGCCAGACCCGGAGAGGCAUUCUGCAACGUAGGGACUUUCGACAGCACAACCAUCAACCGAUGUGCUUUCUGCUAUAGCUUUAUUCCGCAGCAGUUGUUCCUCGCGAAUUUCCUGCAAGCACUACAUAUCUCCUGUGUCCAACCACCCAUUUCGGGCAAGCCAUUCUUUCCCAUUGCUGCCGCCAUCUUCAAUGAGACGCUCAUUGCAGGCCCUGCCGCGACAUCGAACAACACCGGCUCAGGCUCCGGACUGCAUGGCUGGCAACUGGCCGUCGCUAUCGCAUUACCCAUUGUAGGCGGGAUCUUACUCUUCGGAAGCGCAUGCUGGUGCUGCUUCGUAUUCACACGAAAGAGGCGGCAGCGCAUGGCUGAGACCGGACGUAUGAGCCGCAUUCACGAAGCCAACGUCGAUGGCAUGUAUAGUCCCGUGUCUGGCAAGGGCGUGGAAGUAUGGGGCCAAGUUCAACCACCGACCGAAAUGCACGCGAUCAGCCCGACGUAUUUGCAAGCCAAACAUCCAAGUCCAGGAAUGGCGCAAGGUCGAUGGAGUCACCUCCAACCUCAAGCGGAAGGAUCCGAUCAGGGCACACCGCUAAGGAACAGCUUCCAACGCGAAGACGUAGGUCCUGGGACCGGUCAGGUCCAGGAUCCCAAUCUUCAUGAACAGUAUUUUGGUGUCGACGACGAUCCCGAGCCGGACGCUUAUCACGCCUUAUCGGGACCAAGUGAUGGACAACAUCAGUAUCACCAGCCAGAAGCCAUAGGCGUGGCACAUGGGCAGCCCCAUGUGCAUGUGCAGGACUACGAGAGAGGCCAUUUCAUAUGAUGCCGGUCAAGCUUCAAUCGUGGAGAGCGGGAGGAAUGGACGAAUGAUGACCUGACGCCCCCUCUGGUGUUCUUGUGUCUGUCUGUUGAACUCUGCCAGCAGACAAGGAUAGACAUUUUGCUAAGAUGAGAAGAAGUUGUGCAAUCCGACUUGUAGAUGUGGCUCGAUCACAAGCUCCCAUCAGACAUGAGGUCUGAUAGCUGUAAUGAGUGUAGUAUUAUAGGCGUUUGGCAGUCCU
Messenger RNA from Exophiala xenobiotica, 1673 nucleotides. RefSeq lists its product as uncharacterized. Bases 176 to 1435 code for a protein of 419 amino acids. The transcript has 3 exons. The record is from RefSeq and is a predicted model, not a curated record. Lineage: Eukaryota; Fungi; Ascomycota; Eurotiomycetes; Chaetothyriales; Herpotrichiellaceae.